ACACGCUCCGGAAUGAAGGUCAUUCACCAAGAUUCUGACGAUCAGCCGCACUUCCGCCUUAUGGACGAUCCUGAAUGCAGUCCUUGGGAUAUACCUGUAAACUUCCGAUCCGUUACAGAUAAGAAGAGAAAAUGUCGGAUACAGGACAAGUACAUUGGAUCACUUAAACAGAAUAUUGCUUCUGGAAAGUUGAUGAAUUAUGCUCAUGAAACUGAUGUAUCUUUGGUAAGGCGGCAUCAGGUUUCCAACCAUUUUAAUGUCUCCCUUGGACCCGAAUUGAUUAAAUCCCAAAAGGAAAACAUCCCACACGAUGAACCCGCUGGAUAUGUUUCAUGGUCAUUUCCUCAUUCCCAUAAUGUGGGGUCACUUGGUAAUAACGAUGGACACCUAGAUCAGUGGCAGAUCAAUAUCAAGCCUUCGGCGCAUACUAAAAGCAAGGUCCUCAGGCACGGAUCCCUUUUGGGUCUGAAUAUCUGUGGCACGUUUGAAUCAGUUGAUGCCAACGUUCCAUCUCCUAGUCCUUUGAACUUCAGCGUUCCGGGAAAAUUUAAUGUCGAUGUACCAGACUGUUCUGCGCAUGGUUCAUUGCCUUCAUCGUCCUUUCCUUCGCAAACUGACAAUCCUCAUCUUGCAACCCGGUCGAACUCCAUCUGUUCCGAAUCGCGUAAUUCUCCUCCCAGUGAAUACGUAGCUUCGGUUAUGUCUCGUGAUUCAUGCCUCAAGAAACCCUGUUCCCGUGUUGCACCUACUAAAAACUACCUGAAGCUAAAUCUACGGAAAAAAUGUUUUAGUCGCAAGGGGUCUAUCAGGCAACGUGCAUUGCAGCGCAAAGUCAGACGCGAGAGAUUCAAACGAAAGUUUUCGUCGAUGAAUGGCUCAGAAUAUGGUAACUGUUGUUUCCGUUGCGGUGUGGAGGGACAUUGGGCGAACAAGUGUCCGUUGACUAUUAUGGAGACAAGGACCUCCGUCGAUAUACACACCAACGCACAGCAUACGUUAAAUAUCUCAAGCUCUACUUGGCGUAUCCUUGAGUGCCAUGAUCUCGAUAAUCGCUUUCACCCUACUCAGUACAGUGAGUUUUUUGAUAAACGGCCACGGAAGACAUCCACCUCGUUACUGAGCAAGUAUUCACUAGAGGAGCUCGAAGGGCUUGUUCAACACACUCUUCAGACACUUGGAUUUCCAUGCUUUCGACCUGGUCAAAAACUUACUAUAUUGCGCACUCUCCUAGGUAUUUCUACCUUGACAAUCUUGCCUACUGCUACGGGAAAAUCUCUGUGUUACCAAAUUCCAGCUUCAAUUUUCCAGAAAACACACGGAACUGUAGCCCUAGUGGUCUCACCGUUGAUCUCACUAAUGCAAGAUCAGAUUUUGAAAAGGUUCAACUCAGUCGAAGGUGCGUUCUUGAGCUCAGAUCAAACGACCGCAUUGAAAGAGAGAAUAUUGCAGGAUGCUCGGGAUGGCAAGUAUGCAUUUCUUAUGGUGUCCCCGGAGGCUCUGGUCGGAUCAGAUUGGCUCUUGCAGCCUGCUCGACUUCCACCUAUCAGCUUUGUGUGCAUAGAUGAAGCGCAUUGUUUGGCUGAUUGGUCACAUCACUUCCGACCGUCUUACUUACGAGUGUGCCAGCUACUACGAAAUUGCCUAGGCGUUGAUUGCUUUCUAGGCCUAUCAGCUACUUGUACCCCUUCGACCGUGACCAAUGUGUGCCAGAAUUUGGGCAUUCGUGAGGCCAAGCGGCUUACAGGCGACGUUAUCGAUGAAUCGAGUCUCACACAGCCGUGUUAUGUUCAACCAAUUUUGUCCCCAAUCCCCUCUCAUUUAUGCAUCACCGCCUCCAUGGAUGCGGAUCGCGAUCAAGGCUUGCUGUAUCUACUCACCCAUCCACCUUUCAGUCAGCUCAAGGGUGGCAUAUUGAUCUACUGCACCACGAGAGAACAAACUGAACGCUUGGCGUCCUUUAUUCGCACUGCGUUGCAGGGUGUCGUGGACCAGAUUGGAAGGCGACAUCUAUCAUGGAGCACUGCAGCUUAUCACGCCGGUCAAGCAGCGGCAGAACGGGCGAGAGUACAAAAGCGCUUUAUGUCCGGCAGGGUCCGUGUGUUGGUGGCCACCUCCGCUUUUGGGAUGGGAUUAAACAAACCCGAUUUGCAAGCCGUCAUCCACUAUUCGUUGACAAAGUCGUUUGAGAACUAUGUGCAAGAAAUUGGUCGCGUUGGGCGAGCUCAGCAAACCUCAUAUUGUCAUGCCUUUCUGCCACCAGGCUUGGGCUCUGAUCCCCGAGAAAGUAACGAAUUACGACGCCAUAUUUUCGAAAAUCACAUCGAUGUGGUUGUUAUUAAACGGUUAUUGAAGAUGCUUUUUGAAGGAGUCAAAUGUACCUGCAGAACCGCAGGCCCUUGUCCAGGUCAUGUGCACGCAAUCAACCCAUUGACCGUUGCUGAAGCACUCGACCUGAAAACGGAGAGCCUGGCAACGAUUAUGGCAUACAUGGAGUUAGAUCCAGCGGGACCGCUACUUUCAAUUCUCCAACCCGGAUAUGCGGUUGUCUCGGUUGAUUGUUAUGGCGGACCGCAGGAAUUGGCAUAUGCUUCGCAGCGCUGUAUGGCAGUGGCCGCAAGUCUUGGAAUAGAGGUCGAGCGUAUCGGUGAGAGUUCAGUCGCUGAUCUAAGGCAACUCACGAUAAAUUUAAUCGAAUUGUGCAAUCGGUGGGGUUGGCGUCCGAACAUAGUACGACAGGAAUUACAAGGCCUCGAGUGGGACUCAUCAUCGUCGCCAUACCGUACCGGGAUCAAAGUCAAUCCAUCAGAAUGGAGCUGGUGGUUUUGGGUACACGGACCUUGUUUUCCCUUCUCUUCCGAGCGGCUGGAUCAGUGUUUAGCCUACUUGGAAACUCGUCUCCGGAUGGUUGAGGCCGCUGGUCUGGAAAGCAUUGAUCGAUUAACCCGAGCUCUGGCGAGUGUCGCUGAUGUGAGGGCUGAAAAGCUGUAUCCGUUCCCAAAUACGGCUGAAGAAUCGGAGCGAAUUGCGUCCGCUAAAUCCAACAAGCUGCUAGAGCGAUCAGCUAGAGUGCACCAUCUGAUACAGGCUCAUUUCAUCGGCGGAACGGAUCCUGAUGGUGCGGAUGAACCUCUGGCCAAAUUUCAGUGGCCUCCACCGGUAACUGACGCUCAGAUCUUAUCAGUACGAAAUAUCAUACGCGAAUUUAUCCAGAUUCACGGACACAGUCAAGGAGAUUAUCUUACCGGACGCACAUUAGCCAAUAUUUUACAUGGUGUGCCAACGCCACAAUUUCCUAUUCGCACCUGGUCUCGCGUCCGUCGUUUCUGGAGAGCACAUUUGGAUGUAGAUUGGCCAACAGUUAAACAGAUUGCAACAGAAGAACUCCUUCGGCACAUUUAACGUGUGUAAACACUUGCGCAUGCCUCUUUUUUAGUUAUUUAUAAGUGUUUUGUGAUCAGAUUUGUUCAUUUGCUCCCUUUACCAUGGUAUACGUCUUCUAAAAUACACCAGAGUACUUUGUGUG
Dicrocoelium dendriticum is the source of this 3523-nucleotide messenger RNA. The record is from the annotation of a GenBank genome assembly. NCBI's taxonomy places the organism in Eukaryota, Metazoa, Platyhelminthes, Trematoda, Plagiorchiida, Dicrocoeliidae.